This is a messenger RNA of Drosophila virilis, 629 nucleotides long. RefSeq names its product small ubiquitin-related modifier 3. The record is from RefSeq and is a predicted model, not a curated record. Gene Ontology annotation, molecular function: ubiquitin-like protein ligase binding; protein tag activity. Gene Ontology annotation, cellular component: nucleus. Gene Ontology annotation, biological process: protein sumoylation. Lineage: Eukaryota; Metazoa; Arthropoda; Insecta; Diptera; Drosophilidae.
GAUUUUGUUGUUGUAUCAAACUCACUUCGCUGACAACGUUGGCUUUAAUUGUCACACUCCAUUAUAAUAUACAUUAUCAGAACUCCGAAAACAACUAGAAAAUGUCUGAGGAAAAGAAGACUGAAACCGAGCACAUCAACCUGAAGGUGUUGGGCCAGGAUAAUGCGGUCGUACAAUUCAAGAUCAAGAAACACACGCCUCUGCGCAAACUAAUGAACGCCUAUUGCGAUCGAGCUGGCCUUUCCAUGCAAGUGGUGCGAUUUCGUUUCGAUGGACAACCGAUCAAUGAGAACGACACACCUACCUCGCUAGAAAUGGAAGAGGGCGACACAAUCGAAGUCUACCAACAACAAACUGGCGGCCAAUUUGAUAAAACAUUGUCAAGGGGCUUAUGUUCGCGCCAUUGAAACGCCGCUUGUUCAAUUGGCUUUCAUUUUUGCACCAUAUCUUUAUAUACACACACACACAUAUAUACACAUACAUAUAUAUAUAUAUAUUGUAUAGCUAUAUAUAGAAGACAACGCCGCCGAAUCAUAUUUUGAUAUUGUACAGUUACACUGCUGCGAUUGCAUUUGCAGAAACAAUAAAAAGUAUUUAAGAAUGAACUCUGACAUUUCAUCGAAACGAAA